GCCUCCGCGGCAGAAGCAAGAUGACGAAAGGAACGUCAUCCUUUGGAAAGUGUCGCAAUAAGAUGCACACGCUUUGCCGCCGCUGUGGCUCUAAGGCCUCCCACCUUCAGAAGUCGACCUGUGGCAAGUGUGGCUACCCAGCCAAGCGCAAGAGAAAGGAUAACUGGAGUGCCAAGGCUAAGAGACGAAACACUACCGGGACUGGGCGGAUGAGGCACCUGAAAAUUGUCUAUCGAAGAUUCAGACAUGGAUUCUGUGAAGGGACAACACCGAAACCCAAGAGGGCGGCUGUUGGCAGCUGCUGCAGCAUCCGGUUCAUCUUGAGGAUUUCAGGAGAGAGGGAGACCAGCCGAGCACUAGCAUCCCUUACCCUCUGCUUCCUGACUUUGAAUGACAGCUGCCAUCGCUACCUUGACCCCAUGGUGGACUACACCCUUAUCUGUGGCCCAAGAUAG
This is a messenger RNA of Peromyscus eremicus (cactus mouse), 455 nucleotides long. RefSeq names its product large ribosomal subunit protein eL37-like. The transcript has 2 exons. NCBI's taxonomy places the organism in Eukaryota, Metazoa, Chordata, Mammalia, Rodentia, Cricetidae. Gene Ontology annotation, cellular component: cytosolic large ribosomal subunit; ribosome. Gene Ontology annotation, molecular function: RNA binding; structural constituent of ribosome. The record is from RefSeq and is a predicted model, not a curated record. The coding region runs from base 21 to 455 and encodes 144 amino acids. Gene Ontology annotation, biological process: translation.